This is a messenger RNA of Lodderomyces theae, 1854 nucleotides long. RefSeq lists its product as uncharacterized. The transcript is spliced from 2 exons. Gene Ontology annotation, biological process: transmembrane transport; intracellular iron ion homeostasis. Gene Ontology annotation, cellular component: endosome; vacuolar membrane. NCBI's taxonomy places the organism in Eukaryota, Fungi, Ascomycota, Pichiomycetes, Serinales, Debaryomycetaceae. Bases 1 to 1854 code for a protein of 617 amino acids. Gene Ontology annotation, molecular function: siderophore-iron transmembrane transporter activity. The record is from RefSeq and is a predicted model, not a curated record.
AUGGAUCGAGUUGAAACGGCCAAGACCGAAACUUAUGAGGAAACCGGAACGGAUAACAAGACAAACUCUGGGGACGAAGGUGACAUUGCGACACAAUCGAUACGAGAAAAGGAGGCUUUAAACACAACCACCAAGUCGAUCGGUAUUAGGAGAGCUGAAAUUUUACAAUUGCAAUACCAGAGUCCAGUCAUGAGGGUAAUCUUUUUUAUCAGCAUCUUUUUGCUUGCAUACGGGUAUGGAUUGGACUCAACCGUGAGAGGAAACUUGCAGUACUACGCAACUUCUUCAUACCUGCAGCACUCAUUGUUCACCACUGUCAAUGUCAUGCAAUCGGUGAUUAGCGCAGCAGCGCAACCAUUUUACGCUAGGUUAUCUGACAACUUUGGGCGAUUGGAGUUGUGUUUGUUUGCAAUUGUCUUUUAUUCCAUGGGGACUGUGAUUAUGUCCCAAGCUUAUGACAUAAAUAGAUUUGCUGGCGGCUCAGUCAUCUACCAAAUAGGUUUCACCGGAGUCAUGAUUAUGUUGCAAAUUAUUUUGGCUGAUUUUUCAAAUUUGAACUGGCGUUUGCUAUGUUCAUUCAUACCAGCAUUGCCGUUUAUCAUCAACACUUGGGUUGGUGGUGUUGUUGUAGCUUCUGUUUUGGCCCACUAUUCGUGGAAUUGGGGCAUUGCUAGAAAGACACAAGAAUGGCAGGAGUUGGCCGAAGAGUAUAGCAACCAGAAGCAUCCCAAAACCACUUUACGUUAUUGGGGAGCAUUAGGGAGAGACUUGUUUUGGGACUUGGAUGUGAUAGGGCUACUCAAUGUGAUAAUCAUCUUGGGAUUCAUUUUGGUGCCAUUUACCCUUGCUGGAGGCGCCACUUCGAAGUGGGCAAGAGCGUCAACAAUUGUUCCUUUGGUCAUUGGUGUGGUGUUCAUCCCCAUUUUUGUCAUAUGGGAAGCAAAAUUUGCCAGAUCCCCAAUUAUGCCGCUACCUUUGAUGAAAGAUCGUGGUGUCUGGGCAGCAUUGUUGGUUGCUGUCUUUAUCAACUGGAUUUGGUACAUGCCCAAUGACUUUAUGUAUACCGUUUUGAUUGUUGGUAUGAAUGCUAGCGUUAAAGCAGCUACGAGGAUUACGUCAUUGUAUUCAUUCGUGUCAGUUAUCGUGGGACCAAUCUUGGGAUUGGUUGUAGUUCGUGUUCGAAGAUUGAAAGGGUUCAUCAUUUUUGGAUGUGUUUGCUGGGCCGUAAGUUUGGGAAUCUUGUUACAUUUUCGUGGAGCCAAUGAUGGAGUGGAGAGCCAAAAGUAUCUUAAUGGUGUGAUAGGUGGAUUGUGCUUGAUGGGUUUUGGAGCAGGAUUUUUCACUUAUUCCACACAAGUCAGUAUCAGCACUGUUACUAAUCAUGAGUACAUGAGUGUUAUCAUUUCAGUUUACUUGGCCAGCUACUGGAUUGGUUCUUGUUUGGGUACUUCCAUCAGUGGAGCUAUUUGGACAAACAAAAUGCAUGGGGUCAUAUUGACCAAGAUGCAAGAGAUGAAUAUAGCCAACGCCACAGAAUUGGCUUUGUCAGCGUACAAUGCACCGUUUGAGUUCAUUGUGGAAAACCAGUGGGGUUCGCCAGCAAGAAUUGCAGUAGUUACAGCAUAUGCUCACGUUCAAAGAUAUCUAUGCAUUGCUGGGUUAGUUCUUUGUUUCCCGUUGAUUAUGAUUACGUUUUUGUUAAGAGACCACAGACUAGACUCGGUACAAUCCUUGGAAAUGGAUCAUGAUCAUGAAAAAGGAGUUGUCAGAGACGGCAGAGUUGUGGUGAACAACUACGACGAUGAUAUCUUGGUGAACAAGUUGAAAUCUAUUUUCAACAUUGGAAAACGAUAA